This is a messenger RNA of Topomyia yanbarensis, 2691 nucleotides long. RefSeq lists its product as uncharacterized. Bases 1 to 2691 code for a protein of 896 amino acids. The transcript has 2 exons. The record is from RefSeq and is a predicted model, not a curated record. Lineage: Eukaryota; Metazoa; Arthropoda; Insecta; Diptera; Culicidae.
AUGAGCAUGAUCAAAGUUACACCGCCAAAGAAAAGGCCGGUUCGAUCAAAUGCAGCGAAACUCAAAACACUUAUGCGCCAGCGAGCAAACAUUCUCGGCUCCGCUGCGUUGAUUAAAAAGUUCAAUGAUCAAUUUCGAGAGGGCCAAGGGCAUCAAGUACAAGUGAGGAUCGAUUCUCUUGAUCAAUUAUGGGGAGACUUUGCGAGUGUUCAAGAUGAUAUCGAAGAGUCCGACGAACGAAUCCAGUUCCAGGAUCUAUAUUUUGAUCUCAAGGCUUCUCUGGUCACACCAUUGCAUUCGGUGCGUUUGCCUGAAAUUAACAUCCCUGAGUUCUCCGGUAACCCAUCCGAGUGGAUUGCCUUUCGGGACAUCUUCAAGUCUAUGAUCCACACUAGUCUCCAUUUGACACCUGUGCAGAAAAUGCACUAUCUGAAGGCUGCACUUAGAGGGGAAGCUGCUCGUAUUGUUGCUAAUUUAGAGGUUAAUGCCGCCAAUUUCACGAUCGCAUGGAAAUCGGUUUGUGAGCGGUAUGAUAACCCAAACUUGCUACUCAAACAUCAUUUUGCAACCUUGUUCACCAUUCCCAAUGUAAAAAAGGCUUCUUCGUCCGCUUUAUACGAUCUAGUGGACGAAUUUGAUCACCAUGUGGGUAUUUUGGAGAAAUUAGACACACCAGCAAAUCUCUGGAAUACAGUACUCGUUGAAAGUCUCAGUAAGCGACUCGAUCCAGUAACAUUGAAAGAAUGGGAGAACAAUUGUGAAGGGGAUGCAAGACCAACUUAUCAAAAUUUGAUUGACUUUGUUCGAAAAACGUCGAGGGUGUUACAAUCAGUAAAACAGUUGCACAAUUGUAACCAACCGGUUGACUUGAAACCUGUCAGGCCCAAACCAAUUUCCUCACACAUCACGACUGAGACCACAUUCAAAUGCCAAUUAUGUAAACAUGCCCACCCACUGUUUAAAUGUGAUCAAUUUCUCGGAAUGGAAGCCAAGCAGCGGUUUGAGUUGGUGAAGAAGCAUGGAUUGUGCAUAAAUUGUCUGAAGGGAUCACACCUGGCGAAGAAUUGCAGUAGUAGCUGUUGCAGAAAUUGUUCGAAGAAACAUCACACGCUGCUGCAUUUGCCUCCUCUUCAUACGGGCCAUAAGCCUGCUACGCAAACAUCUUUAGCCUGUUCAGCUGUAACCAGUGACGUGAUUCCUUCAGGACAACGGUUGUCGCAUACAAGUUCGUUCGCAUCGCAAUCAUGCCCUUCACCACCUCCGUCGCAAGUCGUCUCGCGCGCGAUGGAUUCGGUAUCGGCUUAUACGUAUUCGGUCGUCGUCGCUCCCUCCCCGCCGCCGGUUGGUUCGUCCGUAUCGUAUUCGAUCGGUAGUUCGGCAGUCGAAAAGAACACUUUGCCUAUGGCUGCAUAUGUUGCACCGAAGAAAGAUUCCGUCGAUUGUAAGGGUGAAGUGUUUCUUUCAACGGUAGUUGUGAAGGUGAAAGGCACUACUGGUGGUUCGCACUUCAUUCGUGGAGUUUUAGACAGCUGUUCACAAGCCAACUUUAUCUCUGAAGCUAUGGCAAGAAGGCUUGAGUUGAAACGUGAUAAUAUAAAUAUGCAAGUAAGCGGUAUUGGACAAGGGAUCGUCCAUAUACGCUCUAAGGUGCAUAUCAAGAUUUCUUCGCGCUUUGGAAAAUUUGAUUAUCAUCUCGAAUGUCUCGUGAUUCCACAAAUUACAGUGACUGUUCCUAGUAAUCAUGUUGACAUUUCUCGUUGGAAUAUCCCUGACAACAUCCCGUUAGCAGAUCCUCGUUUCAAUAUAAGUGCUGGUGUUGACCUUCUUAUAGGUGCAGAGCUGUUCUACACGUUACUGGAAAGCCACAAGGUGCGUCUGUCUGAGGGAUAUCCUACAUUGCAACAGACGGUUUUCGGAUACGUUGUCGUUGGUAAAUUGUUGGAGCCAGCUAAUCCAUCGUCGAUAUGCAUCGUGAGCACUUCGAGGAGUCUUGAAACUACUUUACACCGUUUUUGGGAAGUAGAAAACUUUGAUGACGGCAAAUCUAUGACUCCACUAGAGCAGGUGUGUGAAGACCACUUCAAGAAAACUGUUUCUAGAGCAAAUGACGGUCGGUACAUGGUCCGUCUUCCUGUGCGCGAAGAACUUCUACCGCUGCUGGGAGAGUCAUAUGCAGUGGCUCAACGCAGAUUACUGGCAAUCGAAAGGAAAUUCACAUUGAACAGUGAAUUCAAAAGGGAAUAUAUAGACUUUAUGGAAGAAUAUCGCAAUCUAGGUCAUAUGGAACUGAGUGCUCGCAUCGAACAUCCCCAGUUUUUCCUACCACACCACGCUAUUCAUCGUCCAGAGAACUCAACAACGAAAACGAGAGUAGUAUUUGAUGCAACAUGCAAGGGUAGUACUCAAAUGUCUCUGAACGAUGUUCUACUCGUCGGCCCGAUUGUCCAGCCAUCGCUUCUCGCUACCGUACUCAAUUUUCGAGCACCAAAGUUCGUAUUUAUAGCCGAUAUUGAAAACAUGUUUCGGCAAGUGUGCGUACAUCCGACAGACCGCAAACUGCAGCAAAUUCUCUGGAGAUCGGAUGCGUCGCAGCCCCUACAGCGGUAUCAGCUUACCACAAUCACUUAUGGGACAUCAAGCGCUCCGUACCUAGCUACCCGCGUGCUAAACCAACUCGCAGAAGAUGAAUGA